Messenger RNA from Culex quinquefasciatus (southern house mosquito), 1208 nucleotides. RefSeq names its product abscission/NoCut checkpoint regulator. Gene Ontology annotation, molecular function: phosphatidylinositol-3-phosphate binding. The transcript has 3 exons. The coding region runs from base 132 to 1130 and encodes 332 amino acids. Gene Ontology annotation, biological process: abscission; mitotic cytokinesis checkpoint signaling. NCBI's taxonomy places the organism in Eukaryota, Metazoa, Arthropoda, Insecta, Diptera, Culicidae. The record is from RefSeq and is a predicted model, not a curated record. Gene Ontology annotation, cellular component: centrosome; midbody; cleavage furrow.
GUUUGUUAUGCUUUGGUCUGUUUUUGAAGGUUCCGGAUUUCAAAACAAUGAGUCAUCCACAAACUACCAAAAUCAUUCGAGCUUUGAAUAAAAUUUAACAAUUUAAAAUUUCUUUAGUCUUUCAAGAUUUUAUGGCUUGUAACGGGUGUACAAAGAAGUUUGGACUGUUCUUGAAAGAGAACGGUUGUCCCUCUUGCAAAUACUCAUUCUGCUCCAAGUGCCUAAAAUUCCGGAUCAAAUUAAAUGGCAAAAAUAGGGACGUUUGUCUGCGCUGUUUCGAGUUUUCAAAACUGGAUACCAAUCCAAACGCCACCAAGAAUGUGACCGAAAAAAAUUCAUCAAUACUGGAUGCAACAAGUGCUGAAACUGUCCAGCUGCCGGAAGUGAUACAGCCAGUGAGCAGCUCGACUUCGCAGCCGGAUGCUGACGAUCUUAUUCGAGAACGGUUAGCGGCCUUGAAGGAUCCCCCAGCCGAGGAGGGAACCGCCAGUUCAAGUCCCACCACCAACCCAGAAUCUUCGCUCACGGAUAUCGAAAAGAGACUUGCCGCUCUGAAAGGCGUUGAGUACAAGGAUUAUUCCGAAGCGAAUAAAAAGUUCCUGCUGCAAAAGGACAAUCGCACCCAGGAGGAGCAAAUUCGCGAUCUGAUGAAGCAGUUUGCGGAGGAACAGGAAAUACACGAAACGGUCAGCGAGUAUCGGCUGGCGGCGGUUGACGACAUUGAAAAGCGACUGGCGGCGUUGAAGGGGGAACCGGGCGAUGCACCAAAGAAACCGAACGAAAUCCCGUCGGACGACGAGGAGGAAACCGAGGAAGAAGCUGCGCGAAAGCUUGCGGCACGGUUCCUCGAGGAGGCCGCAAUUGACGCGCAAAAUCCGGCCAAGGAAGACGGCGAGGACGAGGACGUUUUGAACAAUUUGGACAUUCCGAAGCCGUUGGACCCGGCGGAGAUCGAGGAGGAGCUGCCGUGGUGUACAAUCUGCAACGAGGAUGCCGUCGUGCGGUGUCUGAGCUGUGACGGGGAUUUGUUCUGCCGCGGGUGCUUCCGCGAAUGCCACGAGGACGAUGAAGACUAUCGUGCGCAUAAAACGAAACCGUACAAGAGGAAGUCGGUACUCGGGGAAAGCUAAUGGUUGAGUUUCGCUGUUUUUUUUUUACGUUGGACGGUAUUUUGUUGAUGAAUAAAUGGAUUUCGGAUAAAAAGCGCA